AUGGUUUCCCAAGAGAUCAAGUCAGAGAUUGAGAAGGUGUUGAACUCCAAGUGUGGCAUGAUGGUGCAGUGGAAAGGCAUUGAGAAGAUCUUGCUGGAUGCUGGCUUAGCAUAUGAGCAGGAGCUAGGGCCAGAGCACUUCCUGGUGCACCCACAAAACAGAGGGGGUACUGGGAUCAAUGCUUUCAAUUGCCAUAGUAAGGGUGCUGUGAUCUGCAGCACAGGUGCAGACUUGUCCCAACUUGCAGGGUCAGUUGCUUUUGAAACCAACCCCAAGACCAAGCAAAAGCAGGUCAGCUUCACAGCUUCUUUAGCCAAAGAAUCAGAUGGGCUUUUGGCCAACCCCACAGGCAUGGAAAGGUUUCUUACUGUCUCCAAGGGCCAUACUUCCCAGUUUUGCAAGGCUAUCAAGUUCAAUUGCAGGACACCCCAAGCAAGUUUGGCUGGUGGGGAUGGUUGUUUGGGAAACCAUUUGUUGGCAAGGGAUUCAGCUUUGGCUACCAUGGUAAACAAAGGGUGGAAGUGGACCAUCAUUUUGGCAUGUGUGGAAGAAACAUUUCCCCAGCUGCCCUCUUUGGUGGAGUCUGCUUGCAACUCCAGCAAUGCCACCUAUGAAGCACAAAAUGAAGUUCAGCUGAUGUCAGCAAUCAUUGCCCACAACAUCAGCCUCAAGCAGGGUGACAAAAUCGAUUUUGUGAAGGUUGCCAGUGAUCUAUGUCAUGGAGGGCCUUUGAAAUCAUAUGCUGGUGGGCUGGAUGGGCCUCUUGUGGCCUUCUUGGUCCACAUGGGCAAGCAGUAUGGUGAGAAUAUUGGUGACCAAAACCGACUUUAUGGCCUCAAAGCCAAGAAGUAUGAAGACACCCUCAAAAAUUGUGAGACCUUUUUGGAGUAUGCUUGGAACAAGGCUACACAAUCCCAGAUUGACAGGUCAAAGUCCUAUAAAAUUUUUGCACUGGCUGCCAUGAGGGCCAUCCUUUACCUCUUUAAAAAAGAAAAGCAUGGCAGAGAAGGGAAAGAAUACACAUUGGCAGAAAUUGAAACCAUGUGCAAUGAUGAUUUGACCAAGGGCUCCAUUUGCAGCAUGUCCACAUCUGAACCUUCAUCAAGCACAGAUGCUUCUCAGCCUGAUGAGCAGGCCAUUAGCAUUCAUGAGGGGAAGGAUUCGAUGUUUCUAGCCAAGAAGGCACUUGGGCUGGAGCCUGGGACCUUGUACACUCUGAAAGACUUUGGAAACAGGGUGUGGCAGUUGCAAAAUGUGACACCAACAUAUGUCACAUUAGUGUUCACACCCCUUUUGGAGCCAUCCAAGAAAAUGACAGUGAAGUACCAGGCCCAUGAAACCAUGUCCAAGAUGAGAGCCUACAAAGGCAAACCUGCCAAGCUGUUUGAGGAUACAGAGGUGACCAGCCUUUUCCCAAACCAAGAGUCAGAAGUUUUGAAGUGUCAAGUGUUCCAAGCAUUACUUGAAGUUUACAACUCAGAAGACCUUGAUGUGCAAGAUAUCUAUGUUCAGAAGUGUCCAAGGGUUGCAGUGUAUGCCAAAAAGAACAUCAAGAUCAAAGGGGUGAAGCUCAUUCCAGUGCCUGAGAAAAUUUCCAACCUCGUUGUGCAGGAGCCCAAGGCCACAAAGUAUGGCAUUUGCAAGUUUCAGGGCACCACCAUGUACAUCACACCCCCCAAGCCCUUGAAGUUUCCCAAGCCUGAGGACACAAACCAGCAGGUCAGUGGAAUGUUUGCCCCCUAUUGGGCAUGCACUACCAAGGAUGGAGAUGGUGUCUUAGAGGAAAAGAUGCAAAGCUUCAAAUCCAGCCUAGGUGACAUUGAAAUUGGCAUCCUGACCAACACCCAAGCCAUUGAUGGCCAUCAAAGCUUGCACAUCUAUGAGGCCCCAAAGGAUGAGAAGCCCGAUGGACCUGUGCAAAAGAAAGCUCGAAAGUGA
Molecule: messenger RNA, 1938 nt
Organism: Cladocopium goreaui
Lineage: Eukaryota; Dinophyceae; Suessiales; Symbiodiniaceae
Source: the annotation of a GenBank genome assembly